AUGUCUCCUGGCCGACUAUUCAAAGCCUUGACUCCAGAGAAGCUUUCAAAACAGGUAGCGCUCUCAAUAGAGAACCAUGAGAAUGAGUUGGCCGCUAUCAAUAAACAUAUUCACGAUAACCCAGAGAUACGAUUCCAAGAGGUCCAAGCCCACAAUUGCAUUUGUGACCUGCUAGAAGGAUUAGGAUACUCGGUGACAAGACAUGCUUAUGGGAUCGACACAUCAUUUGAAGUCGAAUACGGCAAAGACGGACGGAUUGUUGUAUUUAAUGCUGAAUACGACGCACUACCAGGCAUAGGCCAUGCAUGUGGCCACAAUCUAAUUGCCACAAGCUCGAUUGCAUCGUUCAUUGCAACCGCCGAGGCUAUUCGUGACAACGGGAUUAGUGGACGAGUGAGACUAUUGGGGACUCCAGCAGAGGAAUCUGGAGGAGGAAAAAUAAAACUGAUCAAGUCAGGUGCUUACCGAGGAGUCGACGCGUGCAUCAUGUCCCAUCCAGGGCCAGCCUCUUCAACACACUACGACGGGACCAAGAUUUCUGACGGAAUAGCAGCAACCAGAUCGCUCGCCCGGAAAAAAGUGAAUGUCACAUUCAAGGGGAAGAACGCUCAUGCCGGGCUCAAUCCUUGGGAUGGGGCCAACGCGCUUGACGCCGUGGUGGCCUCCUAUGUCAACAUUUCUUUGUUGAGGCAGCAGCUCCAGCCAACAGCACGUAUUCAUGGCGUUGUUCGCAACGGUGGCAUGGAGCCCAAUCUCAUUCCCGACGAAGCUAGCCUCGAGUAUUUCAUCCGGGAUGCAAGCGCUGCCGGUGUGACCAAUAUAGCGAAAAAUGUCGACGCUUGUUUCUGUGCCGGCGCGCAAGCAACAGGCUGCCGUCUGGAAUGCACCUGGGACGAGUAA
This is a messenger RNA of Exophiala aquamarina CBS 119918, 900 nucleotides long. RefSeq lists its product as uncharacterized. The transcript has 2 exons. Lineage: Eukaryota; Fungi; Ascomycota; Eurotiomycetes; Chaetothyriales; Herpotrichiellaceae. Bases 1 to 900 code for a protein of 299 amino acids. Gene Ontology annotation, molecular function: dipeptidase activity. The record is from RefSeq and is a predicted model, not a curated record.